AUGGUCUUCUCCAAAUCCCUCCUCGCAGGCCUCGCCCUCGUCGUCACAAGCACAUCGGCCCCAUCGUGCUGGCGCAACGCAACCUGCACCCACCCAACAACAGCAUCCUUCCCGGGGCUCUGGGAUGCAGACAUCUACGCCCCAGACUCCCGCACAGCGCGCCCAAAGUCGAUCCUCUCCCUCGCGACAGGCCAACAGCUCGCCUCGUUCCCCUCUCGUGAAACCCAAACUCUCACCGGCAAUGGCUCGGCGCUGGUCUUUGACUUUGGCGUCCUCGUCGGCGGCCUCACGUCGGUGAACUACACCCUCACCGGCACCGGCACCGGCACCGGGCCCGUCAUCCUCGGCCUCGCGUGGACGGAGGCCAAGAACUGGAUUGGCGAGUACUCGGAUAACUCCAACGGAAACUACCGCGGACCGGGCCAGUCCCUCAUCUCCGUCGUCGGCGCCCUCUUCCAUGAAAUCACCGCCCCCGGCCCGGGAUCCUACACCGUCCCCUUCCCCCAGCUCCGCGGCGGCUUCCGAUACCUCACCCUGUACCUCAUGACCAACACCACCAGCACAACCACAACCACAAACAACACAACCAUCACCACGCCGGCACCCACCCUCGCCAUCGACCACGUCUCUAUCGAAAUCGUCUUCCGACCAACCUGGUCCAACCUCCGCGCCUACCAAGGCUACUUCCUUUCCUCCGACCCCCUUCUCAACAAAAAUCUGAUACAGCGGCGCCUACACCCUCCAAACCAACGCCGCGCCCCGCAGAAACAGGCCGCCGCCUCCUCCGUCCUCCUCGACGGCGCAAAACGCGACCGCUGGAUCUGGCUCGGCGACAUGGGCGUCGCCGUCCCCCCUCCGCCUUUGGGCCUUCGGGCAAUCUUCCCCCGCGCGCGGGACCGCCGUAUCUCGACGCCACGAGCGAUACCUUACCACAUGUGGACCAUGAUUGGCGCCUACAACUACGUCCUCUUCUCCGGGGACGUGGACUGGUUGGCGCGCAACUGGGCGACGUACCUCUGGGCCAUGGAGUAUAUCUACGGCAAGAUCAUACCCGAGACGGGGAUCUUGAAUGCGACGGCCGCGGGCGACUGGGCGCGCUACGUCUACUCGCUGAACGGGAGCGCGCCCAUUAUGCUCCUCUACCGCACCCUCACAACCGGUGCCUUUCUCGCGGAACUCGCUCCCUCCAACAGCACGUCAAACUCGACGACGACGACGACGACGACGACGACGACGACGACAGCAGGAGACGGUACAUCAUCAGGAAGACACUAG
This is a messenger RNA of Colletotrichum orchidophilum, 1275 nucleotides long. Its product is annotated as bacterial alpha-L-rhamnosidase domain-containing protein. The record is from RefSeq and is a predicted model, not a curated record. Gene Ontology annotation, biological process: carbohydrate metabolic process. The transcript is spliced from 3 exons. NCBI's taxonomy places the organism in Eukaryota, Fungi, Ascomycota, Sordariomycetes, Glomerellales, Glomerellaceae. The coding region runs from base 1 to 1275 and encodes 424 amino acids.